This is a messenger RNA of Punctularia strigosozonata HHB-11173 SS5, 816 nucleotides long. RefSeq lists its product as uncharacterized. The coding region runs from base 21 to 659 and encodes 212 amino acids. The transcript has 3 exons. The record is from RefSeq and is a predicted model, not a curated record. NCBI's taxonomy places the organism in Eukaryota, Fungi, Basidiomycota, Agaricomycetes, Corticiales, Punctulariaceae.
UCCAUCCUGCGAUACUUACGAUGGCGGCCGUCACCGAUGCCGAACAGAUAUACACGGAAACCUACCUCCAAUUCCUGAUCAAGCAUCGGAGAGCGCUGAUGCGCAUUCCAUCUUGGAUGUGUAGCAAAGGUAUUCGCCAGGACGAAUGCCCAGUGUUCCACUACGGAGUCGGCGUUACCCUCGAGCACUUGCGCAUAUAUGGCAUCAAGCACGGGAUACUCCCUCUCGACGAGGCAGAGAUCGACUUGUCUGUCAUCAGCUGCGUAGGGCAAGUAGUCAGCGAUAUCGCGAAACGCGGCAAAGUCAAGUUAUAUCACACUAUGGUCGCACAUCAUAGCUAUACCAACGCGGUGGCCCUCUACACGAGCUUUAACAAGCACCGGAGGUAUCGUUCGUCGGAGGAAGACGAGAAGGCCGUCAGCUUCAUCAAGGCCGAGCUUGGACUCCCAUCCGAUUGUCGAGCCCUUUGGUACUGGGAUUAUGAUACCCCAAGAACGGUGACUGUCGAGACGCUCCCGAUCCCCAAGACCGUCGAAUCACGCAUGCAGCGCUUGAAGAUAGAAGACGGAAAUCAGAACUUGGAGUUUGAGUCCGUGGACGAGGAACUCAUACAAAGGUACACGUCCUUCGACACCGAGCCCAACACCGGCCGGGCCUAGCUCCCCAGCAAAAUCUCAGCUCGCGUUCCUCGUCUUUCGCUGUUAUCGCUGCUCUGUUCCGUUUGCUAUCGAUAAUCAUGUUCUAUCUUUGCUUUAUGUAUCCUCAGCAUGUACAAGCGUGUCCGUGCUAGCGUACUACCGGUAAACCUCGCUGAGC